AUGGCCAACAACGGCGAAGCCCCACUGUCCGUCGUCGAUGGCGUCACCCCUGAGUACGCCCGCUUGAGAGAAGGUCCUCUGAAUAUUCCAGCCAUGGCAGGCCUAGAAACUCCUUCGUGGAGUGCGCGAGACAAACGCGGAAGGAGUGCUGAUCGCUCGCAGAGUCCUGGAGGCCGCAGACGCCGGGGGGAGUCCCAUGCGCAGCGCCUGGAGCACAAACUCAAGGACCAAGACACCAUCAUUCGCAAGAUGGCGGCGGAGAUGGAGCUGCUGAAACGCCAGAUCAAAGGGAAAGGUGUUGCUGAAGAGGGCAACCUCAGUGAGCGCACCCCAUCCCCUCGUUGGAGCAGUCGCCGCCAGGGGAGGACCCACUCUCUCUCCAUCACCAGGAACUAUGGGGUUAGAGGCUCCAGCCAAGAGGAGGGCAGGUCCCUCUCUCGUGACAACACAUACCGCCCCUCAUGCCCGACGCCGACGUCGGGAUCCUCUUUCUCCACAUGUUCCAGGGACUUGAGGGAUGUAUUGGAAGAGAGGGCACGCUGUCGGGAGGCUCGAAGAGUGCCGGCACUGCAGAGGAUAAGCGCUCCAGUGCGUUACAGUGAGGAAGUGGCGAUGCCAGCCCCCAAAGUGAUGGCCCCUGCGCUGGAGGACAAAGAGCUGGCGCGACUUACAGCCACACCGCUGUCUCCAGAGAUUGAGAGUACGCCACUCCCCGCCGGAUUCCACCAGCCAAAGUUCACUUUGUACGACGGCAAAACGGAUCCGUACAUGCACUUGAGUCAUUAUCAGCAGGUGAUGGCUGGCCACUGGCGCAACAACGCUCUGAUGUGUCUCAUAUUCCCAGCAAGCUUGGGAGAGCUGGGUAGGGGCUGGCUGCACGCCAUGCAAGCGGUUGCCUCGACCUUUCACCAAGCCAUGCGCUUUCCGGCGUCAAGCGGGCAAAUAGAGGAAGUUUGGGGAGACCAGGUGAUGGCAAAACAAUGCUUCGUUGCGGUAAAUGGCAGCCGAGCAGCCAAAGGGUUUGUCCAAAUGAUCGAGGGACCCGAGGAAAAAGAGGUCCUUGAAGACGUGGGAAGGAAGGCCGAGGAAAAAUUGGUCGAAGAUUUGGUGGAAGUGCGCUUUGACGAAAACGAUCCAACUAAAUUCUUCCUCUUGGGAUCAUCUUUGACUAGCGCCGAGCAAGAGGAUUAUGUCAACUUCUUGGUUUCCAAUUUGGAGGCCUUUGCCUGGACGCCUUACGACAUGCCUGGCGUCGACCCGAGCUUCAUCUAUCAUCAGUUGAAUGUUUUCCCCAACGCACGGCCAAUCAUUCAAAGGACGCGCCGUUCAGCCCUGCACCAUGCUGAAGUGGUGGCGGAAGAAGUGAAGAACUUGUUGGAAGCCGGGGCUAUAGAAGAAGUGCAAUACCCUCGGUGGAUAUCCAACACGGUGGUUGUUCCCAAGAAAAAUGGCAAGUGGCGAGUCUGCGUUGACUACAAGACUAUAGCCAUGUAUAAACCGGACAGAGAGAUUACAUCGUUCAUUACCCCCAGGGGAUUAUAUUGUUACAAAGUCAUGCCGUUCGGACUAAAGAACGCCGGAGCAACCUUUCAGUGGAUGGUUAGAAAAAUGUUCGCUCCUCUCUUGGGCCGAACAAUGGAGGCCUACAUCGACGAUAUGGUGGUAAAGAGUAAGGAGAAGUCUGAACACCUCACCGACCUAGCAGAAAUGUUCGCCAUACUUAAGCACCAUAAGCUUCGUCUGAACGCCUCCAAAUGCGCCUUCAAAGUUGGCACUGGAAAGUUUCUGGGUUUUCUGGUUACAAACCGGGGAAUUGAAGCCGACCCAUCCCAGAUCAAAGCGAUACAAGAGCUGGGGCGCCCGAAUUCUACAAAGGACGUGCAACAUCUCGCCGGGAUGGCGGCUGCGCUGAACAGAUUCAUCAGCCGGUCUUCAGAUCGUUGCAGGUCCUUUUUCAAAACUCUGAAGUCCAAGUUCUUCUGGGAUGAAGAGUGCGACCGUGCACUGGCGGACUUAAAAGCGUAUCUCUCCUCAGCCCCAAUUUUGGUCACGCCUCAGCCGGGCGAAGAGCUGUACCUCUACUUGGCUGUUUCUCAACACGCGGUGAGCGCGGUAUUGAUUCGUGCUGAAGGCAUCCAGCACCUACCAAUCUUCUAUGUAAGCAAGACCCUGCUCCCGGCCGAAACAAGAUAUCUUCCCUUGGAGAAAUUGGCAUUGUCCCUAAUGAUGGCGUCGAGAAAGCUAGCACACUAUUUUCAUGCCCAUACAAUAGUUGUGCUGACCGAAUUCCCUCUCAAGGUGCUCUUUGAGAAGGCCGACUUCACCGGGAGGAUUCUGAAGUGGGCCGUGGAAUUGGGGCAGUAUGACAUCAGGUUCCGCCCGAGCACCGCGGUCAAAGCUCAAGCUCUUGCAGAUUUCGUGGCGGAAUUUGCCCCUGGGACGCAUCCAGUUUGCCCGAUUGAUUUGGUUGGUGCGGAUUUAGCACAACCCAAGGUUUUGGCAACGGAGACGAGCGUUGGCUCGCACGUGGGAAAAGGGCAAAGUUUGACCGAACUAGCAAAGCCCGACAACUCGUUGGAAGAUGAACCCAAUGGAGACGAGAAAAAAGACCAGAACGAGCCGGCCAGAGACAUUGAAUUGAGAAGCUCCCAAAACCCGUCUGAUUGUUGGAAGCUGUUCAUUGGCGAGAUGUGGAAGCUCUUCGUCGAUGGAGCGUCCAACAGGCAUGGGGCCGGGCUGGGAAUUGUGCUGACCUCACCAGAUGGGCUGAUUAUUGAGCAAGCAAUUACGCUCGGAUUCCCGGCGUCCAACAACGAGGCAGAGUAUGAAGCCCUCCUCACCGGUUUGAGAAGCGCAUUGAGAAUGAAAGCCACCGCCCUUAUGGUCUUCAGCGACUCCAAGCUGGUGGUCAAUCAGAUAUCAGGAGAGUAUGAGGCAAGGGAUGAAAGAAUGGCCAAGUAUCAAGCGUUGGUGCGAGAAGAAAUCAAGAAGUUCCCUGCGAUAAGAGUGGAACAGAUCAACCGCGAAGAAAACAACUCGGCUGAUGAAUUGGCUGGGCUCGCCUCCACUCAGACAGCUUUUCCUAACCCCUUGAUGAUAGAGUUUUUACCCCGGCCAAGCAUUGAGGAACCAGAAGCAACCGAGGUGCUCUGCACCGACUUGGGCCCUUCCUGGAUGGAUCCCAUCAUCGCCUUCUUAAAAGACAGAGUUCUACCGGAAGAAAAGAAGGCAACCCACAAAAUUCGAGCAAAGUCAGAGCGGUUUUGGCUUUCCCCAUCUGGAGCCUUGUAUAAGAAGUCCUUCACCGGGCCGUAUUUGAAGUGUGUCCACCCCGCCAAAGUGGAGACUUUUCUCUACGAAAUACAUGAGGGCAUCUGUGGAAGCCAUACUGGAGGCAGGUCCUUGGCGUACCGAGCAAUUUCCCAAGGUUACUGGUGGCUGUGCAUGCAGGCGGACGCACAGAAAUAUGUUCGCAGGUGUGAGAAGUGUCAGAAGUUCGCUCACCAGAUCCACCAGCUGGCAAGAGAUUUGCACCCUCUCACAAGUCCUUGGCCGUUCGCGCUUUGGGGAUUGGAUAUUGUUAGACCACUCCCAGCAGCGCCGGGCAAUCGCAAGUUCUUCAUCGUCGCCACCGACUACUUCACCAUGUGGGUGGAGGCCGAGCCACUGGCAACCAUAAAGGAAAAGGAUGUGAAGAAGUUUGUUUGGCAAAACGUCAUUACUCGCUUUGGUAUACCCAGGGCCCUCGUCUCAAAUAACGGCACUCAAUUCGAUGGGAAGCUCUUUCGCGGACUUUGCGAAGAGUUGAAGAUCGAGUUCUACAAUUCGACGCCGGCCUAUCCUCAGUCUAACGGUCAAGCAGAGGCCUCAAACAAGACCAUCUUGGAUGGGCUAAAGAAGCGGCUUGAAAAAGCCAAGGGGAAAUGGGCUGAGGAACUUCCCAACGUGCUCUGGCCUGAUCUGAAUAAUGAAGCCGUGGCGUUGGAAUUAGACCUUGCCGAGGAAAGAAUGGAGCGGGCACUAAUCCACAUCUCAGCUUAUCAACAAGAACUCUCCAAGAAAUACAACAAGGUGGUGCACCCCAGGCUAUUCAAGGUCGGGGACUGGGUUUUGAGAAAGGUACUUGGCAACACGGUGGUCCCUGGCGAAGGAAAGCUCGGUGCGAAUUGGGAAGGACCAUACAAGACCCUUAGCCUCUUGGCACUAGAUGUAAGAGAUAGCAAUGCUUUUGUAAUAAAAAUAGCACUCUUGUUUGGUAUUACAUCUCUGUACAAUGAAAUCGCUAGGACACAAGCUAGCCUGCCAGUUGUGAAUUAUCAACGUUUAAAUCGAGACAUUUAUACACAAGCCAACCGAAAAGAAAUAGACGAUAUACGAACAAAAGGUUCAAAAGUUUCAUUGAUUGAAGAAGAUUCAGUACAAAGGUGA
Camellia sinensis is the source of this 4428-nucleotide messenger RNA. NCBI's taxonomy places the organism in Eukaryota, Viridiplantae, Streptophyta, Magnoliopsida, Ericales, Theaceae. The record is from RefSeq and is a predicted model, not a curated record.